Pelodiscus sinensis (Chinese soft-shelled turtle) is the source of this 2543-nucleotide messenger RNA. Its product is annotated as solute carrier family 22 member 6-like. Lineage: Eukaryota; Metazoa; Chordata; Testudines; Trionychidae. Gene Ontology annotation, molecular function: transmembrane transporter activity. Gene Ontology annotation, biological process: transmembrane transport. The record is from RefSeq and is a predicted model, not a curated record.
CUUGAGGCGCCAGUCUCUCCCUGCAGUCACCCCAGGAGGAGCCCCAGAUCCAUUUCCCCCACCACUGCUGUCCCAGCUAUGGCCUUUGGUGACCUCCUGGAGAAGGUGGGCAGUGCAGGUCCCUUCCAGCUCCUCUGUGUCCUGCUGCUCACUGCGCCUGCCCUCCUCAUCGCCAGCCACAACUUGGUGCAGAACUUCAGUGCUGCCUCCCCUGAACACCAGUGCCGCCCCCCGCUACCAGGCGCCAACGCCAGCUGGGUGGGCAACACCACUGCAGCUCAUGAGGGGAUCUUCCUGGCUCUGCACUCGGCGCGGUGCUGGCGCUUGGCAGGCACCCCUGGGCAGCAUCCAAGACUCAACAGCUCGCUGGGCAGAGCAGGAGAGACAGAGCCCUGCCAGGACGGGUGGUACUACGAUCACAGCACCUUCUCCUCCACCAUCGUCACGGAGUGGGAUCUGGUGUGUGAUCUGGGCCCCCUCCCAGCACUGGCGCAGACGCUGUUCAUGGCAGGGGUGCUGCUUGGAGCCCUCCUCUUCGGCAUCUUCUCAGACAGGUUUGGGCGGCAGGUUGCCCUGCUAGGUUCUCUGCUGUUGGUGGCUGUCAUGGGAACUGGUGCUGCUUUCUCGUCAAACUUCCUCACCUACUGCGCUUUCCGCCUGCUGAGCGGGGUUGGCCUGUCAGGCUUCCUCCUCAACUACAUCUGCCUCAGUCUGGAAUGGGUCCCCACCAAGUCCCGCGCCUUGGUGGUGACAUGGCUGAGUUACUGCAGCACGGCAGGCCAGGUGGUACUGGCCGGCCUGGCCUACGGCAUCCGGGAUUGGCGCUGGCUGCAGCUGGCCAUUUCCACCCCUUUCUUCGUCUUCUUCCUCUGCAUCUGGUGGAUCCCAGAGUCUGCGCGCUGGCUCCUCGUCAACCACAGGCCUGCGAUGGCGCUGAGCACUCUGCAACGGGUGGCCCGCAUCAAUGGGAAACAGCUGGGUAGGAACAGCCUCUCCCUGGAGGUGCUGGAGAGAGUGGGGGGCAGCCCACCCAAGAAAGGCACUUGCUCUUGCCUGGACCUGUUCCGCACGCCGGCCAUGAGACGCAUCACCUGCUGCCUUAUGAGUGUCAGCUUCUCCACCAACUUGGCCUACUUUGGGCUCUCCAUGGAUUUGCAGGCCUUUGGCCUGGACAUCUUCUUGGUGCAGACGUUCUUUGGAGCCAUUGACAUCCUGGCCAAGAUGGCCUGUGCCCUGGCACUGAGCUACUUUGGGCGCCGAGCUGUCCAGGCCAGCUCCCUCAUCCUGGCUGGCACCUUCCUGCUGGGGAACAUCCCUGUGCCCAGAGAGAUGCUGAUGGUGCGACUGACUCUUGUGGUGCUGGGAAAAGGAUGCUUGGCUGCCUCCUCCGUCUGCUCCUAUCUGUAUGGAGGAGAGCUCUUUCCAACUGCUGUCAGGCAGACAGGCACUGGCUUCACCACCGUGGUGGCUCGUCUGGCUGGCAUGGUGGCCCCAGUGGUGCUGGUGGCAGAGCAGCAAUUUCCUUUCCUGCCGCUGGUGAUAUUCGGGGUGGCUCCCAUCGUCUCCGGUGUCGCUGCCUGCUUCCUGCCAGAGAUGCACAACGUCCCCCUGCUGGACAGCAUAGAAGAGGUGGAGGCCAGAGCAAGGCGGAAAGGUGAGGAGGCGCCUGUUGAGGAGAACAUGGAUCACAUUGUCCACUCAACCAGGAUCUGAGCAGCCUUCCCUGCCCCCCAAGACCUCCAGCCUUGGGCCCUCGGUGCACAGGUGCAGGCUGCACCAAAGGGCCAUCAUGGAGGGGGAAGCCACCUGCUGCUCCCUUUGCAACUUAGGGCUCAGCCCCCUUAAAGAGACAGGGCAAACGGUGGGCGGGGGGCACCAAGUUGUGCCACUGAGCUGUCCGCUAAUGACGGGCCCUGCGCCUCGCACACAGGGAGCCUGUGAGACAUGGAGAGAACAGGGAUACACUCCCCCAAACAACUUUGCCAGAUGUGACUGUAAUGGCUCUCCUCUGUGGUGUAUUUUGGCCUGACACCUGCCCCUCCCUCUAGCCUGCUUGGGCUGUGAACUGGCUCCCUCUGGUGGUGCAUAUUGGCCUGACACCCAUCCUCCUAAAAUGAUUCUCUCCGGAAGGAGGAGUACUCAGGGGUGGCUCAUGGGACACUGGUUCAUGUCCUGCUGCGGACUGAGACCCUGCCAACAGAUUUCACACCUGCUGAUGCGUCAGCACCAAGCUGGGCUUGGAUUGGAUCCUGAGGCCAAACUGAUGAUCGUCAGAUCUUUGGGGCAAAGUGGGAAGAAAGCCUGGGAGCUCUGAAAGCAUCGGUGGCUCACCACUAGGUGCAAGUGUUUGGGGAGCAGCUAGACUGCUCAGACAAGCUAUGCAGGAGGUGUGGUAACCGAAUCCAAACUAUAACAGUCACCAAUGGGGCCGUGUGUGGCAUCCAAGCCCCCAGGGAGCAGGGAUAAGGAUAUGUGUGUGUGGGGCGGGGUGCCUAGGUGAGAUUUUCUGCUCUUGGUCCUGUGGCCUUCUGUACAUUUUGUAA